Messenger RNA from Hermetia illucens (black soldier fly), 1896 nucleotides. It is a transcript of the gene Pngl, whose product is annotated as peptide-N(4)-(N-acetyl-beta-glucosaminyl)asparagine amidase. Gene Ontology annotation, biological process: glycoprotein catabolic process; protein deglycosylation; protein quality control for misfolded or incompletely synthesized proteins. Lineage: Eukaryota; Metazoa; Arthropoda; Insecta; Diptera; Stratiomyidae. Gene Ontology annotation, molecular function: peptide-N4-(N-acetyl-beta-glucosaminyl)asparagine amidase activity. The record is from RefSeq and is a predicted model, not a curated record. Gene Ontology annotation, cellular component: cytoplasm; cytosol; nucleus.
AAUAGAGACAAAAAACGUUUCCCAGUGUGAAAUACAUUUUAUUUUCCAUUUCUCAACUGUACUAGAUUAGGCAGUUAAUGCGAUGAUAACUAGCGCAGAUUUCAACAGCACAAACGUACUAGUAAAUCAGCUGCUUUAAAACUAUCGGGGUGUCAGAAUGUGUAUUAAGUUCAGAUAAACAGUUGAAGUUCGAUGGUGUCUUUGAUGCUAGAGUAGUAGCCAAUUUCCGGGUCAGGAAGCUAAUUUGCCGGACGAAAUGGAGGAUACUACAAUUCCCUUAUUGCAAACGUUAGAGAGGUUUUCAAGCAUAGUCAAACAAUAUGGUGAUGCAAAGCUCCUCAAAUAUGGAAGAAGUUCAAUUCCCUACAAUACAUUACAAAGAAGAGCUUUAGAAAAGCUACGUAUCAUACAAAAAUCUAUCAAGUCGAAAACGUAUAGGAGCACUGAACCAUGCAUGAAGGAUUUGAUAUUGGUUGAACUCACCAGCUGGUUUAAUAACACAUUUUUUGAAUGGGCCGACGGCAUAUCAUGUAAGGUGUGUCAAAUGAAGAGUCCAGCAAAUGCUACUGGAUACAAGGGUGACAAUCGUGUUGAAAUAUUGAAUUGUUGUGGUCAACAGACGACAUUCUAUCGUUAUAAUAAAAUUGCGUAUUUGCUACAAACACGCCGCGGCCGGUGUGGCGAGUAUGCCAAUUGUUUCACAUUUCUUUGUAAGUGUUUAGGAUAUGAUGCUCGCUACGUUUUCGCGAGCUUUGAUCAUGUAUGGACGGAGGUUUAUUCGGACGCCCAAAAACGAUGGAUUCAUAUAGAUCCUUCUGAAAACGUGCUUGAUGUACCACUAAUGUAUCAAAGUGGUUGGAAGAGAAAAAUCGAUUAUGUUAUUGCUUUUUCGUUAGACGAUAUUCAGGAUGUUACAUGGCGAUACACAAGUGAUCACAAGAAUACAUUAGCUUGCCGUCGAAGUUGUUCUGAAGCCAAACUACUUGAAACUAUUAUGCAGUUACGUAAGAAGAGGCAGUCCAAUUUAUCAGACACGCGAAAGAAAUACUUAAAUAAACGAAAUUUAAUGGAAACUGUACAAUUAAUGAUGGAAAGAAAACCGACGGAAGACGAAAAACGUGGACGUUCUUCGGGGGAGCUAGAUUGGAUACAGGAUAGAGGUGAAGCAGAGGUUGAAAAUCUAUAUAUCUUCACUUUAAGUGAAAAAGAAAUUACCGAAAAGCAAUUUAACAUACGCUAUUGUUGUGCGACCGAUAUGUACGAACGUUAUAUUAAACAAGACUUUCCGCAAGUGGAUGUGGUGCUACUCGCUGCGGCUAGAGCACUCACCACCAGUAAUUGGAUGAAAAUAUAUCGUGGAUUCCGCUUCCUUCCUUCUUACUACUCUUGCAGCCUCGCAGUUCUUCAGCAGGAUAAAUUUUGCACCAAUGGAAGUCUAUCUAUAGUUACUGAAUCAAAAAAAUUUUGGCAGACAUACCGAUUUUCUUCAACAAAUAUUUUUCGGAAAGUGGAACGAGACUGGAGGAUGGUCUAUUUAGCAAGAUCUGAGGGUACGGCAGAAGCAGAAAUAGUAUGGAAGUUCGAUUUUUCAAAUUCAGGGUUGGUCGUUAGAAACUACUUCCUAAAGUUUGAUAUGACAACCUUUAAAAAUGGAAAUGUAAACGUGAAGCUGAUCGCAGAUAAUAAUUCUGAAAAUAUUAGAGGUUCAAAUAAAUUUAAACUAAUUGCCACAUUAUCUGGAGGAGAAGGGAGUAUAGCUUGGCAACAUGCGCAGCUUUUUAGACAAAAUUCAAAUUCGAAUGAAUUUCCUUUUGAUUUCAAUAUCCAACUGUCUUCAAAUUGAAUAUGAAAUUCGGUUUGUAUCCAUUUAAAAAUACAUUUAUAAAUUUAAACUGA